Molecule: messenger RNA, 1181 nt
Organism: Prunus avium (sweet cherry)
Lineage: Eukaryota; Viridiplantae; Streptophyta; Magnoliopsida; Rosales; Rosaceae
Source: RefSeq, a predicted model, not a curated record
CUUUCGUUCUUCUUUGUAGCUAUCCUCAUAGAGAGAAAUACAGAGAUUUUUGGGGUUUUAGAGUUGGGUUUUGCUGUUCUUAGUUUAAGAAAUAGAAAGGGAGAGAGUCCAUGGAUUUGCUUAGUUAGACUUGGUAGUUUCCUUGGGAGUACCAACUAAGCUUUUAGGAGUGAUUUUGGACUUUUUGGUGUGGAUUGAUUGAUGGAAGCAAUGUCUUUGUGCACUUGGAAAUAUCCUUCCUGCAAAUUGGGCUUUGUGAUGAAUACACAUAGAACCCUGUAUAGGACGAGGUUGAAUGUUGGUCUAGCUUUAAGUCCAUCCCCAGUGCUCUUACACACGGAUGGAAGUGGAAAGUUUCAAGAGUAUAAGAAGGGUUCUGGUUCAAAUACAGUUGGUAUAAUAGGAGGGUUAUCUGUUAAUUCUAAUCUUAAUUUUUUGAGAAACCUUUUUAACUGGAGUUCAAGAGAUGGAGAAAGUUGUCCUCCUUUUGUUCUUUGCUCUGAUCCUGCGUUGAAUAAGGAGCUGUUAUUGAUUGAGAGACCUUCUUUUCCUUCUGUUAGCUGUAAAAAUGAAGGUACAGAAUUGGAUUCUACUCUGAUUGUGGAGAAUUUGAGGAGUAAGAGGAUUUAUCUUGAAAAUUCGGGAUCUCGUUGCAUCGUAAUGCCUUGUCAUAUUUCACAUUCUUGGCAUGAUCAAAUUUCAGAGGGAUGUUCUGUUCCUUUCCUUCACAUGGGUGAGUGUGUUGCCAAGGAACUCAAGGAAGCAAAGUUGAAGCCACUUGAAACUGGGAGUCCUUUGCAGAUUGGAGUGCUUGCAACCUAUGCAACUUUGAAAGCAGGAUUCUAUCAAGAGAAACUGCGGAAUGAGGGUUUUGAGGUUGUUCUGCCAGAUAAAGCAACCAUGGAACACACUGUAAUCCCUGCUAUUGAAGCCUUAAACAGAAAGGACAUAGAAGGGGCACAGAAUCUCUUGAGGAUUGCAGUCCAGGUUCUUCUAGUGAGGGCUGCCAAUGCUGUAAUUCUUGCCUCUGAUGAUAUGCGGGAUCUUCUUCCCCCGGAUGAUCCUCUUCUUAAGAAAUGCAAUGACCCUAUGGAUGCAUUGGCCUGGUCAACCAUAAAAUGGGCACAAUCUGCUAAAGAAGGUAUAUAAAAGUGAAAACAGUUCCUCCUACUUGAAUCUUG